Molecule: messenger RNA, 3654 nt
Organism: Lathyrus oleraceus (garden pea)
Lineage: Eukaryota; Viridiplantae; Streptophyta; Magnoliopsida; Fabales; Fabaceae
Product: serine/threonine-protein kinase Nek5
Exons: 14
Coding region: 454-3429 (991 amino acids)
Biological process (GO): microtubule-based process; protein phosphorylation
Cellular component (GO): cortical microtubule
Molecular function (GO): ATP binding; protein serine/threonine kinase activity
Source: RefSeq, a predicted model, not a curated record
AAAAUGAAAAAGAAAACAAAAAAUUGAAAACCUUGAACCUGGUAGACCAGCUGUGACUGUCGGCGAAAAACCAAGCACACCCAUAAGCCCUCCUCCUCCUCCUCUUCUUCUUCUCUCUCUCUAAAAAAACUCUUCAUUUAAUUCAAGAGAGAGAAAGUGUUUGUGUUUUUGUGCUGUGUCUUGCUUUGUUCUUAGCAUUCAUUGGCAAUAAAGAUUGAAACUUUCAAUCUUCUUUAUUGUGAUUCUUCACAAAUAUCAUCAAGGGUAUGUUAUUGUGGUUGCUCAUUGUUGAAUGAAAACCAUAUCAGAGUAAGAAAAAUUCUCAUAGAAGCAAUGUAGAAGAAGCUUGUUUCAGCAAUUUGAUGUGGAAAGUAACGAUUUUGAGAAGUGGGAAAUGGUGUGAGAUUGGUUACUAAAAUUGGGUUUCUUUUUGUUUGGAGAAUUGUGUGAACAAUGGAAUCUAAGAUGGAUCAGUAUGAGAUCAUGGAACAGAUCGGUCGUGGAGCUUUUGGUGCUGCUAUUCUUGUUAAUCACAAGGCUGAGAAAAAGAAAUAUGUGUUGAAAAAAAUCAGGCUUGCUAGACAGACUGAACGGUGCAGAAGAUCUGCUCAUCAAGAGAUGGCUCUUAUUGCAAGAAUCAAGCACCCUUACAUUGUAGAAUUCAAAGAGGCUUGGGUUGAGAAAGGCUGCUAUGUCUGCAUUGUCACCGGAUACUGUGAAGGUGGAGACAUGGCUGAACUAAUGAAAAAGUUAAAUGGUGGUUACUUUCCUGAGGAGAAACUCUGCAAAUGGUUCACUCAAUUACUUUUGGCGGUGGAAUACCUUCAUUCAAAUUAUGUUUUGCAUCGCGACCUAAAGUGUUCCAACAUCUUUCUUACCAAGGAUCAUGAUAUCCGCCUCGGAGAUUUCGGGCUUGCGAAGACACUAAAAGCAGAUGAUUUGGCUUCUUCGGUGGUAGGAACUCCGAAUUACAUGUGUCCUGAACUUCUCGCAGAUAUUCCGUAUGGAUUCAAAUCUGAUAUUUGGUCAUUAGGUUGCUGUGUAUACGAGAUGGCCGCUCAUCGCCCAGCCUUUAAAGCUUUUGAUAUGGCAGGAUUGAUAAGCAAGAUAAACCGUUCCUCUAUCGGUCCUUUGCCUCCGUGUUAUUCCCCUUCAUUGAAAAUACUAAUAAAAGGCAUGUUGAGAAAAAGCCCCGAGCAUCGACCAACGGCAUCUGAGGUGUUGAAGCAUCCUUAUUUGCAACCUUACGUCGAUCAAUAUCGUCCGUCUUUCGCUCCUCAAACAGCCUUUUCUCCUGAAAAACCGCUUUCUUCUGUCAACGAUACCAAAAAACAUAUGGCUGAAAGUCAGAACAGUACCGGUUCAAGUAGUGACAAAGAUAGUUUAAUGUCAAUUGAGAGAAACAUUGCAACGGAAACGACAACAACGCUAAAGAGUGAUAGCAAAGCCACUGAGAUAGAUGUUGCAUUAAUCAAUGAUGAUGGCUCGGAGCAAGAGGCGAUAAAAUCUUCUCAUAAUGAACAAUGUUCUAAUGUUGAAUCUAAACAGCCAAAAACAAUCAGAAAUAUAAUGAUGGCAUUGAAGGAAGGGAGAGGUAGAGAUGCAACUUCUCCAAUGAGGGGAAGUCGUGUAAAGGCCGUUGGAGUAUCGACGCAGAAAGUAAAUACAGAAGUAUUGUCUAAGUUGCCUAAACCUACUUUCAUUUCUCCUGGUUUGAAGCCUAAUUUAGAGUCACCGGCUGUUCCACUUGUAAAGGCAACCCUUGAUUCCGCAAAGCGAAUACAAGGAUCAUAUCAUUCAAAGCUCCAGUUACUAAUGACAGAGCCAUCACCUAAAGUUAAAUCAAAACAUGAUAUGACUCCACUAUCUGGUUUGAUAAAACAACUAGAAGGAGAUGGAGUUCCUCCUAGGCCAAGGCAAAGAACUCCCCCGAGCUUACUUCGACGACCUUCUUUUGCAGGACGAAUGAAGCUGGCAGGGGUUGAUGUUCCAAAUGCAGCGAAUGAUAGCGGGAAGCUAGGUCCAAGUAAUUCAGGCCAGGAAUCUCAGAUGAGCCACUGUCAGAUGUUUAACGGUGUUCCACGUAUUUCUAGACAGAUUACUAGAGAACCUCAUAAGGCUUUUGAAAGAAGUUCUAAAGGAUUGCAAACAGACAGUAGUAAUUCUGCCUCGUCUUCGGUUUCGAUUCAAGGAUGUGAACUUGCUGACGAUGCAACAACUUUUAUUGACAUGCGAGAACAUAUACUUCCCAAUCAUGACAAUAUAACAAACAUUAUAGGUGUGGAAUCACGUCCAGACAGCAGCCAGUCGACAACAUGUUCGCAUUGUAAGAUGGCUGAAGAAAUGUCCGAGGAUUCCAAUGAAGUAACCCUGAGUUUUAAGAAUACUAUUAGUAGUGAUGAAAAAGUGAGUUCCAAUUUAACUCUUGAUGAUCUCCCAGUUGAGAAUUCUAAGAAAAUGUUUGGUUCGGAAGAUAGUCUUCCGAAAAAUCAGACAACUAGAUCUGUUGACGCAUCUACUGAAGCGGUAGAAGAAAUCAAAGAUCUUCGAGAUAUUUCUAAGGAAAUGGCUUUAACCAAGUCUCUCAAAAAUCCACCCUCAAUCUCUGGAGAAAAAUCUGUUUGUGAAGAAUUUGGUUCGGUAAACAAUCUCAAUAAUAGACCUGAAACUGUCACUGGUGAUGAAAAAUUCACGGUGAAGGAUCGACUGUCAUUGGUCACUGAAACAGCUCCUGUAAUUACUGCUACUAAAAUAUCUAGCCAAGAACGGCCAGAUACUAGUCAUCUUCCUGCAGCCUUUGACGAUAUCAUCCAUGUUAUUCGCCAUAGUAGUUACCGUGUUGGGAGUGAUCAACCGGUAAAAGAAUCGGUGGAAAUGGGAGUUCAGAAUGUCGACGUUGGCAAGUUUAUCAAUGCUAUGAGAGACGACAUAGAAAUGAGAAACAUAAGCUCUCCUAUGACUCUUAAAUCUUCAACUUCCUCUGAAUCCGCUACCUUGAAAUCAAAUAUUUCCGACCAGUUCGAAAUGAGAAAUGCGAGCACAAGUUUCUCCGACGCCGAGAGCUUGAAAUCGAGUGUCUCCGAUCAUCCUAGCCUAAAGGAACAAGAAGUGAACAACACUGUUUCUUUAGUUUCAGAAUCCGAUUCAGCUGAGCAUAGUAAAUGCAACACUCCUACAACCACCGAAGACAAACCACCACUGGCAAAGGAAAUACUCGACGUGAAAUCUUUUCAGCAGAGAGCAGAAGCACUCGAAGAGCUCUUGGAAUUGUCUGCAGACUUGUUGCAGCAGAACAGAUUGGAGGAACUUCAAGUUGUUCUAAAGCCAUUUGGCAAAGAUAAGGUCUCGCCGAGGGAGACAGCAAUUUGGUUAGCCAGGAGUCUGAAGGGAAUGAUGUCGGACGAAAACGGAAGACGCGGUUCAUCAUAAGGUAUCUUAAUUCUUACCUGAUGAGUUUGUUUUGUAAUUGAAUGCUUAAAAUUUGGUUUUAUAGUUCAUAGCUCUAUUCAAGCACCACUUGAAUUUUGAAGAGAAAAAUGUUACUUUGGCUUUGUUGCUGGUUCUUGAAUUGUUGUAAUUCUUUCAGUACUUUUAUGAUGCUGUAAAUAGUGAUCAUACGAAUUAAUAAUAUCAACUUAUGAUUAAUUGUAUGGA